Labrus mixtus (cuckoo wrasse) is the source of this 2699-nucleotide messenger RNA. It is a transcript of the gene wrap73, whose product is annotated as WD repeat containing, antisense to TP73. Gene Ontology annotation, cellular component: MWP complex; mitotic spindle; microtubule organizing center. The transcript has 13 exons. Gene Ontology annotation, biological process: mitotic sister chromatid segregation; protein localization to mitotic spindle pole body; microtubule anchoring at mitotic spindle pole body. The record is from RefSeq and is a predicted model, not a curated record. Bases 168 to 1520 code for a protein of 450 amino acids. Gene Ontology annotation, molecular function: protein binding. NCBI's taxonomy places the organism in Eukaryota, Metazoa, Chordata, Actinopteri, Labriformes, Labridae.
UUGAUCAACAGCUUGACCACCCGAGGACAGUCAUGCGAAGAAAAAAACUUUUCUAAAGUACUUAUUGGACUUUUGGCAGCUCAUCAGAUCUCGUAAAGCAACAUAACUUCCGCGGGAGAGAAGUUUAAUCACCGAGUGCGAAGGUAGUGAAGGAAGAGCUGUAUUAUAUGAUGAAUUUCUCAGAGGUCUUCAAGCAAUCCAACCAGCUUUGUAAAGUUUCUCCAGAUGGGAAAUAUUUGGCUACCUGUGUGCAGUACAGACUGGUGGUGCGGGACAUGAGCACCCUGCAGAUUCUACAGCUCUACACUUGUCUGGACCAGAUAUCCAACAUGGAAUGGUCUUCAGACUCUCUCUUAAUCCUCUGUGCUAUGUACAAGAGAGGAAUUGUACAGGUGUGGUCUCUAGAACAGCCGGACUGGCACUGUAAAAUUGAUGAAGGCUCGAUAGGGCUACUCUCCUCUCGCUGGAGUCCAGAUGGACGUCACAUUCUCAACACCACUGAGUUCCAUUUGAGAGUCACCGUCUGGUCCCUGUGCACUAAAGCAGUGUCUUUCAUCAAGUAUCCCAAAGCAUGUCAGAAGGGUAUAGAUUUCAGCAGAGAUGGCUGCUACAUGGCUUUGGCUGAGCGUCGAGACUGCAAAGACUACGUUAGUGUAUUUGUAUGCGAUGACUGGCAUUUACUAAGGCAUUUUGAGACUGAGACACAAGACCUUGCAGGGCUGGAGUGGUCCCCCAAUGGUUGUGUCCUGGCAGUGUGGGAUAGUUGUCUGGAGUACAAGGUGUUGAUGUACUCCUUAGACGGCCGGUUGCUGUCAACCUACAGCGCCUAUGAGUGGUCACUGGGUGUGAAGUCUGUGACCUGGAGCCCAAGCAGUCAGCUUCUGGCUAUUGGCAGCUAUGAUGAAAAAGUCCGCAUCCUCAACCAUAUCACUUGGAAGAAAAUCACGCAGUUUGAGCACCCAGCAACCAUCAACAACACAAAGGCUGUUGUGUAUAAGGAAGUGGAGAGAAGACCAGCUGUUGGAAGUGAUGACCUGUCGCUACACAACAUUUCAAUUGGCACCACCCUCUUCAACACCCAGAGCAAAUACGAGAUCUGCCCACCGCCAGUUCAAAUUUCUGUGACCAAACCAGACGCGGACCGAGCCAACCCAAAGAUUGGUGUGGCUGCUUUGUCAUUCAGCUCAGACAGUCGCUAUUUAGCCACCAAAAAUGACAACAUGGCCAGUGCUGUCUGGGUGUGGGACAUGCAGAAGAUGACCCUGGAGGCUGUGCUCGAGCAGUCAUCAGCUGUGCGUUGCUUUCAGUGGGACCCACGGCGCCCCCGGCUGGCUCUGUGUACUGGCAACUCCAAACUCUAUCUGUGGUCCCCUGCAGGCUGCGUUUCUGUCCAAGUCCCCACUGAAGGUGGUUUCCAGGUCCACUCACUAACCUGGCACUGCAGUGGAGACUCUCUGAUCCUGCUCUCCAAGGAGCAGCUAUGUUUGUGCUACAUGGAUACUGAACCAGACGAAAAGUGACACUCACAAAUACACAGGUCUUGUGGAAAAAAAACAACUGGAUUUUUAUUCAGUUUUUUUUUUUUUCAUAUCCACUUAGUGUUGAGUACAUGAAUGUGAUGACCAAGAGACUGGUCCGAGCACUCCUCCUGAAAGAUCUCAACCUUUUCAUGCUGAACUGAAAGCGUUCAUAAAGGUGUUUAUGGAGCGCUCAGUGCUGGUCACUGGGAUGUUCCAAAAAACAUAUGGACAGCACUUAUUCCUCCUAAAGGGCAAAUAAUGGACAAAUAUCACAUUUUCAAUAGUAAAAUGAACAAUUUAGCUGUAGUUCCAAACACUGUGAAAAGAUAGUUUACAAGGUAUCCUUGGUAAUAUUUAUGUUCUUUUAAUAUCAAGUGUUUUGUGUUUCUAUUGUGUAAUUAUUUUGAAUAAAUUUUGUUAUAAAUAAUGAAGCUUUUUGAACAGUUUGUGCACUUAGCUCAGUGAAUCUUCAAGAGUUCAUGAAUCCAAAAAUGAAAUAUUGCCUCACUUCACAACACACUGUGUCCUUAAUAAUAAUGUAGCCAUUACAAAAGGUCCAGGAGGAUUCACGAAUGUAAUACUAAAUGCUCGCAAUUCUGUUCUCUAAAAGUGAGAUUAGCAUGCUGAAAUAAUGAAUUAGUGAAAGGAAUUUGUGGGUUAUAUUUAAUUGCAGCUUACUUUCUUUUUGUGACAAAAUGUUCCUGACGUGUCACAAAGCUUCACAAACAUUUUACAUUUGAGCGAGGAGUCUGCUCAGUGUAGCAAAGACUUGACAAUGAAGUCUCAUUGUGUAUUUCUUGAGUUAUUGCACCCUGUGCAGUUCUUUGUGAAACGUGUGAAGCAUUAUGUUUUAUCUGGAAACGCUACAUCGUAACUGAUUUAUUAGCUGAACCAUUACGGUCAAACUGCAAGGAAGUAAGAACAACAAACAGGUCAUAUGUUAGCGCCAUACUUUAUUAACUCAAUGCAUUAUCAGUCUAAGUGAUAUCUCUUUUAUAAAAGCUUGAAAUGUCACUUCAUUACUUUAUUGCAGUACAAACAUAAUGUAAAUCAACUUCUUAACAAAGAUUAGAACAGCGGUCUCAACCACAACAUGUUAGCAUUUAUUAUUUCCAAGGUGGCUACUGUGCUGCAAACAUGUACAACAAAAAGUAAACCUUUGCAUGUUCACAAAAACUA